AUGGGAUUCACAGAUUUUCUUUGUCAAUCACUUCAAAGCAAAUCUCAGGACAUUGUAAAUGCUUUGAAUCUUGUUUCAAGUACAAAAAUGAAGCUUGACGAGGUGAGAAAUAAUGGUUGGGAUGAUUUUAUCAACAGUGUACUAUCAUUUUAUGAACAACAUGACAUUAGUGUACCUGAUAUGAGUGCUCAUCAUAAAAUGGGUAGAGUUCGUUCUUGUCAACAAAAGGAUUCUAUUACAGUUGAGCAUUAUUUCUGGAUUGAUGUAUUUAAUGAUGUAAUAGAUUUUCAGUUGGUAGAGUUAAAUAUUAGAUUUCCAGAGCAAACUGUGAAACUUCUUUAUCUUAGAUCAACAUUAGAUCUUCGUAAUUCAUUUGAGCGGUUUAACAUUGGUGAUAUAUGCAAUCGUGAUGGGAAGUUUUAUCCUCAAGAUUUUACUACCACUGCAGGCUUUACAUCAAUAGUUGGGAUUUUUUAA
Messenger RNA from Prunus dulcis (almond), 477 nucleotides. RefSeq lists its product as uncharacterized. The transcript has a single exon. Lineage: Eukaryota; Viridiplantae; Streptophyta; Magnoliopsida; Rosales; Rosaceae. The record is from RefSeq and is a predicted model, not a curated record. Bases 1 to 477 code for a protein of 158 amino acids.